GCUUUUAUAAACGAAUCCUGAUUCGCCUUAUUUGCUUCCAACCUUAGUUUUCCAAAACGUGUCAAUUAAUUGAGUUGCAUUUCUUCUUCACUUGGUUACAAUGAGAACACAUCAUGUGAUUUAGGAGAAGUGGACAUUUAGCCAGUUAUGUUUUCAUCACUUUAUUAUGUCUUCUGAAGUCCAUGAGUUUGUGUACCCUAACAUGAGGGUGCAAUUUCACCAGAGGCUUCCCAGCUAAUUGUCAAAUUACCUUUAUCUGCAAGGAAAACGGGUUCGUCUAUAGAUUAGAUUUCCCCUCCUUUGCUCUGCUUCCACAACAAGCUGUACCAGGAUCAGAAUGUCAAAGGAUCUUUCCAUCAUGGAAUCUCAACUUUCCAUUUCAGAAACCAUUUAGGAGCAGCGAAUCAAACAAGAUGGAUUACAAAUAUGACAAUGCUGGAAUAGAACUCCUGCUGGCUCACAUGAACAUAGAGGACAUAAUCGACGUGGUGGAAAAACUGUACCACACCAAGGAAGAGGAAAAAGAGGCUGGGGCGUCGUUUGAGGAGGGACUCUCUCAGGAGGAGAUGGACCAGAACGAGGAGGCAGUGGAUGAUUCGUGGGACGAAGUGACAGGAGGGACACAGCAGGGGAACAGUGGUGGUAGGGUAAGAUACGGGACGGUGUCGGACUUGCUCUCUUUCGUCAACCAGAUCUCUAACAUGCAGCCAGAAGUACUGCAGCACCUGCCGGAGGAGAUGGGUGUGUUACUGAACAAGAAACACAUGAGGCUGAAGAAGGGUCACUAUCGCAUCGAUUCAGAUGUGUUUCUGUUUCCAUGGAAGUGGACCUAUAAGACUCCUGGUUCUGGCGGCCAUGUUCCAAAGGGCUCUUUUGGGAAAGUCCACUUGGCCCAGGAUACCAUUACCAGGAAGAGAAUGGCAUGCAAACUGAUCGCCAUGGAACACUUCAAACCAGCCGAUGUGGAGAUCCAGGCACGGUUCCGUCACGAGAACAUUGCAGAGCUCUAUGGUGCUCUCCUCUGGGACCAAAACAUCCACCUGUUCAUGGAAGCCGGUGAGGGAGGGUCGGUUCUGGAGAAACUGGACAGCUGUGGCCCCAUGAGGGAGUUUGAGAUAAUCUGGGUCACCAAGCAAGUCCUCAGGGGCUUGGAGUACCUACACUCUCACAAUGUCAUCCACCACGACAUCAAACCCAGCAACAUCGUCCUGAUGUCAGACAAAGCGGUUCUGGUGGACUUUGGCCUGACGGUACAGAUGACAGAGAAGGUAUACACCCCUAGGGAUCUACGAGGCACAGAGAUGUAUAUGAGCCCGGAGGUGGUUCUUUGUCGAGGACACAACACCAAGACAGAUAUCUACAGCCUGGGCACCACCAUCAUCCAUAUGCAGACUGGCAGCCCACCCUGGGUCAGGAGAUACCCACGCACCGCCUACCCUUCCUACCUCUACAUAAUCCACAAGCAGGCCCCUCCCCUGGAGGACAUAGCGGAGGACUGCAGUGGUGUCAUGCGGUCCUUCCUAGAGACAGCCCUGGAGAGGAACCCUGCCAAGCGCAGCUCUGCAGCCAAGCUCCUGAGGGACGAGGCCAUCAACCCUCCCAGAGAGGAACAGCCACGCUGCUGGAGCCUGGACUCAGCCCUGGUGGAGGCCUCCCACCCUCUACUGAGGCAGCAUAGCCAGCAGCCUGACACCACACAGGAAUCCUCUUUGUACUCUGAGCCUGAGGACUCUGCCCACCUGAGGAGAAAGGGAUCCCUGUACAUCGACUUGGGGGCAAUGGCUGGAUACUAUAAUCUAGUGAGAGGUCCCCCUGCCACAGAGUAUGGCUAACCUUGAGCCUAACCUCUGAAGGAAAUUUGUAUUUUAAAGAUAUCAGCGAUAACUGUUACCUUUCACCUUAGCCUGGUACUGGUGAACUGUUAGGUCAGAAACUCAAGAAGUUGAGUUAGGGACUCAUGAAGACUCAAUGGUGAACGUGUGACUGAUGCUUUUGGAAAGAGAUACCAGAAGGACAGAAAAUUGGAUAGAGACAGUAAAUAGCCUGCACUUCAAUGGCGCUGGACUCGUGUAAUGAAAUUGACCAAUGUCUGAAAGGUGGUUUCUGUAGCUGCCUUAAUUUGUCAUCUCUCAACAAUGCAGUGGCUCAUUGGAUGUGUUACUCAGUAACAGUGUUUCACUGGUUAACAGUGGAAACAGUGACAUCUUGUGGGAUGUUCUGUAGAUACAUGAUAUACUGUACAAGCAUCUUAUACAAGUUUGUUUCUUAAAGAAAUGCAUCUGAAUGGGUCUUGUGAUUGAGACAUCAUUCUAUUAUUUUGUGUCAAUAUGAAACUAUGAUUUCUGACCGUGUAUGUGUGGUUUGUACAAAUUGUACAAUUAUAUUGUUUUAAACGUGAAGUUCUUAAAAUGAACUUAUUUGUGUUUGUUCCUAAGGAAUAUGAGAAGUGAUUUUGAGAAUUGCUAUGCAAGUUACACCAUGUACAUGACUGAUUAAUUUGUUACUUUAUUUGUCUGAUCAUUGUUCUUGUACCUGUUGGGUAUGCAGUUUUAUUUCAUAGUGAACAAAAAUAUAAAUGCAACUUGCAACAAUUUCAAAGAUUUUACUGAGUUACAAUAAGGAAAUAAGUCAAUUGAAAUAAAUUCAUUCGACCCUAAUCUAUGAUUUCACAUGACUGGGAAUACAGAUAUGCAUCUGUCGGUCACAGAUACCUUAAAAAAAAGGUAGGGGCGUGGAUCAGAAAACCAGCCUGUAUCUGGUGUGACUGAUCAGACUUUCGAUUGUGGCCCUUUGAAUGUUGUCCCACUCCUUCAAUGGCUGUGUGAAGUUUCUGGAUAUUGGUGGGAACUGGAAUACGCUGUUGUACACGUCGAUCCAAAGCAUCCCAAACAUGCUCAAUGGGUGACAUAUCUGGUGAAUAUGCAGGCCAUGGAAGGAGUUGGACAUUUUCAGCAGAAUUGUGUACAGAUCCUUCCGACAUGGGGCCGUGCAUUAUCAUGCUGAAACAUGAGGUGAUUGUUGCGGAUGAAUGGCACGACAAUGGAUUUCGUCACGGUAUCUCUGCAUUCAAAUUGCCAACCACUCGUCCACACAACGCUGUACACGUGGUCUGCGGUUGUGAGGCCGGUUGGACGUACUGCCAAAUUCUCUAAAUCAAUGUUGGAGGCGGCUUAUGAUAGAAAAAUUAACAUCAAAUUAUCGGGCAACAGCUCUGGUGGACAUUCCUGCAAUCAGCAUGCCAAUUGCGCGCUCCCUCAAAACUUGAGACAUCUGUGGAAUUGUGUUGUGUCACAAAACUGCACAUUUUAGAGUGGCCUUUUAUUGUCCUCAGCACAAGGUGCACCUGUGUAAUGAUCAUGCUGAUUAAUCAGCUUCUUGAUAUGACACACCUGUCCGAUGGUUAGAUUAUUUUUGCAAAGGAGAAAUGCUCGCUAACAGUAAUGUAAACAGAGAAAUAAACUUAUUGUGCCUACGAAAAA
This is a messenger RNA of Salmo salar (Atlantic salmon), 3479 nucleotides long. NCBI's taxonomy places the organism in Eukaryota, Metazoa, Chordata, Actinopteri, Salmoniformes, Salmonidae. The record is from RefSeq and is a predicted model, not a curated record.